UCCAGGCCUUGUUUAGUGCAGUGUCUUCUACAAUGGAAGUGAUCUUCAUUUCAGUGAAAACCUUAUCAGAAUAAGAUACACUAAGUUUUUUACAAAAUGUUCAGUGCAGUGCUUUGCCAAUGAGACCAAUCCUGAUCCGCGUCCAGGCGAGUGAACGACCCUAUUAAAAUUUUAACAAAACCCUCCUCCUAAACGCUAUAACACUAUUAGUGGCAGCAUGAAAAGUUUAUUAAGAAAGUCGCCCCAAUCGAUGAUCGCAAGAAGACCCAUAGAUAUUGGGUGACGUGGAGUUUCGAGUGACCCAAACGGAAACCUGCUUGAAUUUGCCAUAGUUGGAACAGGCAUAAUUAUUACUGAAAAGGAACAAGUAAUUCAUAUGAAUUGCCCUCAAAUGCCGGUUAAUGGCAAUUUAAUAAUAAUCGUCAUGCGCCAACAGUUGACGUUGGGUCAGCCAGAAAUCCUCGAACUGACCGACGGUCAGUCCAGACAGUCCGUGCGUGCACCAAAGACGCUACAAGAGCGUCGCGACGCCGUUUUUCUACGUGACCACAGCCGGCUUUGUUUCGCUCGCAGGCCCAGCUAAGCCGAUCAGAGCAAUGAACGCGGCCUGAUGAUGGACACAGUGGUUGCGAAACUGUCCAUGUCCUCCGAUGAGCAGGACGAUGUGGCCUUCAAGGUCCUCAACCAGGACGAUCUGCCUGCCAUUGCAGUGGUGGGGGAGACCAUCUUUAAGCCUUUCGGCAACGAUCCCAAGGUGAAACCCAACCUGAUCGUCCACCCCACGCGACGCGUGCAGACCAACUUGGAGGAGAGCAGACAGAGGGCGCUGGCAAAGUCGCACGGAAAUAUCAGCGGCUUGAGCAAGGGGCUGAAGAAGAAGAAGCUGAGCAAUUCGCAUGGCCAGCUCAACCACAACAACAGCAAUGCGGGCGUGAAACUGGACGAGCUCAGAAGCCAGGUGGAUGCGAAGUUCACCAAAACGCUCGACGCAAAGCUGCGUCGUCUGCAGCGCGAAGAGAAGCAGGGCAGCAAGAAGACGCCCCUUCAGCCCGAGAGGCCGCGCAAACCUUUUGUGACAACCGUGCCUCAAGGCACCUUCUUGGGGCCGCCCAAUGAGCAGGAAAAAGAAGCAGCAAAGCCUGGACGGGAGGAUGUGGAGAAACAGCCCAAGGUGGAGGCGAAGAAGCUGUUCACUUACUCCAGCCAGCCGCGCGUUCUCAGCCGAACUCCGGCCAAGUUUGUGCACGUGCAAAAGUGCGCUGCAGCCUUGGCAGCCGCCCAGAUUGCUGGGGCGGUGGCUGGCCUUCGAAACACCGCAGAAAAUGUCGAGCCACUUCAGGAACAGGAAAUGAACUACGGCAACGUGAUGUACGAUAAGAGAGUGUUCCGUGGCAGCAACUUCUCCCAGCCCCACUUGGGCGAUGGAGAAUCGGGAGCGGCGCGGGCUGCAGAAGCACGAAGAAGAGCGCUGGCCCGGAGGAAAGCGAAGAACCAGCACUACAAGGCCAACCAGCUGCGCCUCGGGUCGCCUCCUCCCGUUGCUGGAAGACGCCAUGAAAACAUGCAGACAGAGCAGUACCUAGAGGAACUUUACGUAAAUCCUCCUGUAUCUGAAAUGUGCACUCAAACCGACCUGUUCGUCGAAAGACCCGUCUCUCCAUUUUACGUCCCGGCCAAAACUGGGGCUGAUGUUGAAACCCAAAUUUACCCAGGCGAUCUGUUUGACUUCGACAUGGAAGUUCAGCCCAUUCUGGAAGUGCUGGUAGGCAAAACUGUGGAACAGGCGCUUAUUGAAGUGCUGGAGGAAGAAGAGCUGGCCGCCCUACGGGAGCAGCAGCGCCGAUUUUUGGAGCUGCGCUCCACCGAAACAGCUGAAGCCCUAAGGUUGGAGGAGCGAGAGAAAAGACUGGUCAAGGAGAAGGAGCGCCGAAUAGCUGAGCAUGAGGAAGGAGCGAAGAUCCAGAAGGAAAUGGAGGAGCGGAUUGCGGCCGCUGUUCUAAUGCAGGGCUACAUGGCAGAUCUUCUGCCCUCGGUCCUCGAGGGCCUGGAGGCGGAUGGCUUCUUGCUGGAUAACAUCAAAGAAGAUAUCGACGAGUCUUUCAUGCCGUGGCUGAUCAAAGAAGUCACAUUCGAGCUCCAAGACAUGGUUUGCAGCAGGGAUGUGCUUUCAGACCUGGUCAGGGAAAUCUUGGAGAACAGGGCGGAAAUCUACAAGGCCCUCAAUAAGGAGUCGUCCACAGACGAGACGGAAGAGGAAGGACCUUCAGUCGAGGACAUGAUCUUGCAGGAGCAUCUGAGAUUGCAAGAGGAAAUCAAAAAGGGCACUGAACAACCAGAUGCUACAAAUUAAGGAAAAGAACACCGCUGGUCCAUCCACCUCCUAGGCAAGAAGACUACCAUAUGUAUUUUCAAAUAUACCUAUAGCCUUUGAUUAGGGUUGCACUCCAUAUUUAUGUAUAUUUAUUAAAUGCUAUUUUAUUGUCAAAUUUGUUGAAUGCAAUAUACAGAAAUUGUUUAAA
Dendroctonus ponderosae (mountain pine beetle) is the source of this 2519-nucleotide messenger RNA. It is a transcript of the gene Rsph3, whose product is annotated as radial spoke head protein 3 homolog B. Gene Ontology annotation, cellular component: cilium. The transcript has 11 exons. Lineage: Eukaryota; Metazoa; Arthropoda; Insecta; Coleoptera; Curculionidae. The record is from RefSeq and is a predicted model, not a curated record. Bases 611 to 2350 code for a protein of 579 amino acids.